Cyprinodon variegatus (sheepshead minnow) is the source of this 1915-nucleotide messenger RNA. RefSeq names its product suppressor of tumorigenicity 14 protein-like. Gene Ontology annotation, molecular function: serine-type endopeptidase activity; protein binding. The coding region runs from base 1 to 1620 and encodes 539 amino acids. The record is from RefSeq and is a predicted model, not a curated record. Gene Ontology annotation, biological process: proteolysis; complement activation. Gene Ontology annotation, cellular component: extracellular region. The transcript has 10 exons. NCBI's taxonomy places the organism in Eukaryota, Metazoa, Chordata, Actinopteri, Cyprinodontiformes, Cyprinodontidae.
AUGAAGUCUGGUGUUUUUCAUGCUAACCAUGUUCUACACCUCCAGCAGUUCCUCACCUGCAUUGUGUUGGUUCUGAUCGGCCCGUUUGGCUCCUGUUUGACAUCUUUUCUGCUUUUGUUGGCAGCUCUGGAUCCGCGGCUAAGCAGGACCAACAUAACCGAGAAAGUGCCGAUCAACCUGCGCGUCAAGAACAAGAAUAAAAUCGAUUCUCCCGGGUUCCCAGACUCUUUUUAUCCUCCCAACACGUCCCAGAAGUGGAGCCUUCGGGCCGAACAGGGACACAGAGUCCGUCUGGAUUUCCACACCUUGAUCCUGGAGGAUGACUGUGAGAAGGACUUCAUCCAGAUCUACGACUCGCUGCUUCCCAUCGAGUCCCAACUCCUCACAGAGCAGUGUGGAUACCCUCAUGGCUCCCUUUCCUACGUGUCGUCGGGGAACGUCAUGCUGGUUCUGCUGGUCACCAACAGUGAGAAGAACUUCCCUGGAUUCAGAGCCUACUACUCCCAGAUCCCAGCCAACACUGCAGAAUGUGGAGGAAAGCUGAUGGGGGAGAGAGGAAACUUCUCUUCACCAUUAUUUCCUGUGAACUAUCCUCCUAAAGCCGUCUGUACCUGGGAGAUCCAGGUAGGUUUAAAUGGCUCCGGUUUAAGUAGCAGGAAAGGUUCUCCUUAUAGUGGAGCUCUGUUUGAUCCAGGUAUGUUAAAGUCUAACAAAUUGGAAGGAACCAUUUCACACUUCUCCAAGUGUGAAAAAUCUCUGAUGCUGCAGUGCUCAGCCACCACCUACCGCUGCAAGAACGGCCGCUGCAUCAGCAAAGCCAACCCCGAGUGUGACGGGGAGACGGACUGUCCUGACGGCUCUGAUGAGGAGAACUGCAAUUGUGGCAGGCGGGAGUAUCAAAGCUCCCGCAUCAUCGGCGGUCAGGCGUCUCGGAAGGGGGAGUGGCCCUGGCAGGUGAGCCUCCACGCCAGAGGGCAGGGACACACGUGUGGAGCGUCGGUGCUAAACGACCGCUGGCUGCUGACCGCCGCCCACUGCGUCCAGAACGAGUACGCUGAGGCCAACCAAUGGGAGGCCUUCCUGGGACUCCAUGUGCAGGGUCAGACCAAUGAGUGGACAGUCACCCGGAGGAUCAAACGGAUCAUCCCCCAUGAGGAUUACAACACUUUCAACUUUGAUAAUGACAUUGCCCUGAUGGAACUGGACUCCAGCGUGACCCUGAACCAGUACAUCUAUCCCAUCUGUCUGCCGCCUUCCAGCGACGACUUUCCUGCAGGCCAAGAGGCAUGGAUCACCGGCUGGGGUGCCAUGGUGGAAGGAGGUUCCAGUGCUAAGAUCCUGCAGAAGGCGAUGGUCCGGAUCAUCAACCAAACGACGUGCAAGAAUCUGCUGCAGGAUGAUGUCACAGACAGGAUGCUGUGCGCCGGGAUCCUGGACGGCGGCGUGGACGCCUGUCAGGGCGACUCCGGCGGGCCUCUGACCGUCAUCAACCCCAGCGGGCGUGUGUUUGUGGCGGGUCUGGUGAGCUGGGGCCAAGGCUGUGCCCAAAGGGACAAACCUGGCGUCUACACCCGCAUGACCAAGUUCCGGAGCUGGAUAAAGGAACGCAGCGGAGUUUAACAGAACUUUCCUCAUCGUUUGCUGCCUAUUUAUAAUCCAAGCUGCUCCUCUCUGGUCAUCCAUCUCUACAGUUCCACAUGUUCUGUUCCAGCUGCUGUUUCUUUCCUUUAAACUCCAAUGAAAAGGGCUCAGGUCUAUAAUCCACACAGAACAGCGAUGGUGUUAACAUACUUCCUGCUACUGAUGAACAGUUUUAUACAAGGUUAACCAAUGACGUUCACCUAAACAUAAAAUAUUUCCCAUCUGUGAAGCAGAAACUCUGAAAAACCUUGAAGAAAAUCUCCAACUCUUCUGU